Homarus americanus (American lobster) is the source of this 3257-nucleotide messenger RNA. RefSeq names its product TBC1 domain family member 23-like (gene TBC1D23). The record is from RefSeq and is a predicted model, not a curated record. Gene Ontology annotation, cellular component: trans-Golgi network. Lineage: Eukaryota; Metazoa; Arthropoda; Malacostraca; Decapoda; Nephropidae. The transcript has 15 exons. Bases 37 to 2097 code for a protein of 686 amino acids. Gene Ontology annotation, biological process: retrograde transport, endosome to Golgi.
GUAAAAGUAUUGAGGUGGCAACAGUGUAGAUCAGUCAUGUCUGUGGAGGAUGAAGACAGUACCUGGUUGUUGGCCCUCGAGUCAGCGUUGCACGAAGGCGUCGAUGACCACGAACUCGUCAGCAUCACCAGAGGGCGAGUGUUGCCGGAGGAGCAUCGAGCGCAGAUAUGGUACACGUGUCUCGGUGGCGGGAACAAAUUCAGCAACUUUACUCAGUUCGAUGAGAUAUUUGAUCUACAGGAGCAGAGUACAGUGAGGCAAGACUGUAGAACCCUAGUAGAUAAACUUGGUAAUGAAGAGGAAGAUAAGGUUUCGGUGAUAUGCGACGUGGAAUCCAUCUUCACUCAUUACUGCAAGUCUCGGCACCUCAAGUACGACCCGACGAUGCGAUGGGCUGACAUUGUCUUACCUCUCCUGGCCGGGAAAAUGCCACGAGACCAUAUUUACAUCUGCUUCGAGGAGAUUCUUGAGAAAUAUAUCCCGAGGGAAUCUGGCAUCGGAGGUCCUGUUUAUCACCUGCUGAGGCUCCUGCUCCUCUACCACGACCCGGAACUGUCGACUUUUCUCGACUCCCGGAAAAUCACCCCAGAUCUCUACGCCACGUCUUGGAUGCGGAGUUUGUUUGCCGCAGUGUGUAGUCUGGACUCAACCAUGGCCGUGUGGGAUAUAUAUUUCCAGGAGAGAGAUCCGUUCUUUAUUCUGUUCUUGGCUCUUGUGAUCCUAGUCAACGCCAGGGAACAAGUUUUAGAAAUGAAGAGCAAACCGCAAAACAACAUCAUUGAGACCUUAAGUGGAAUCCCAUCUGGCCUGAGUGUCGACGACGUCUCGGACUUCUGCUCCCUGGCCAGAUACUACGUCGUCAAAACACCUGCCACUUUCAGAAAGGACUUCUCGACGGUGAUCUUCGGCUCGGUGUACAUGGGUCACGGGGACAUGUGUAAUAGGGUAGGCGACCUCCCUCUCUCCCAGUCUCUGUGUCUACCCGUCUCGGCCGAGGAAAUCAUCGACACCUGCGAUAUGCUUCAGGCCCCACCAGAGGAUAUUGAGCAGGUGCGGUUCUUCCUCAUCGACUGCCGCCCCUCUGACCAAUACAACGCCGGCCACCUCCCAAAUGCCUUCCACCUCGACUCUAGCCUGAUGCUUCAACACCAGGCCCUAUUCCAAACUGCCGUCCAGGGUCUGUUUAUGGCACAGCGUCAGGCCGUAGCGUCGGAGACCCCAGGCUGCGGGCAACACCUCUGUUUCGUGGGGUCGGGCCGUGAGCAGGAGGACCAGUACGUACACAUGGUCGUUGCGUCGUUCCUUCAGCACAACACUCAGUACGUCAGCCUGGCCAAGGGCGGUUACCAUGCCAUACACGACCUGCUGGUACACAACAUCAACGAAAGCCUCGCCGACCACGACUCCAAGCAGUGUCUCGUUUGCGCCCCGGACAACCAAUCACAUUCCUCCGAGCCCGCUGACCAGGAGGACUUCACAGCGGUUCCCAAACCUCAGCCGUCGCUCAUGAAUCGAUUUUCGUCGCUAUCGUCCGUGUUUAAGAUGAGGUCAGCCGAGAUGAAGGAGAAACUGGUCGAGUACAUCACGAACCCCAAUGGUGAAGGCUUGACCAUCGACCGCCACGUGAGCGCGCUGGACCGAGGGAGACCCUAUCGUAACCUGGGAGACGUGUUUGGCUUCGGUGACGAUGACGGUGAAAAUAAUGAAGAGAACGAGAGGCUGGAGGUAGUGAAGAUCUCGCAGUGGCUCAAGAAACCGGACUUUAUAUCGUCGUUCACCUGUAACCAAGUGAAAGAGAAUGGUUAUAUGUAUAAAUGUCAUCUGUUGCUUAUGGAGACACUGCUGUUUAUCGUACGUGAGUCGGAGAACAAGGACGGAGAAGGGCAUGUGACGGCACGGAGAACUCUGGCCUCCAUCGUCAAGAUAACCUCUAAGAAGAGACACCCGGAUCUCAUCACCUUUAAGUACGGCACUACGUCACCAGAGGGCGAGGUCACCAUAUCCGACAUGGACAGGUUCCUCAUCCCAAAGGCGAGCGAGGCAACGAAGGUCAUAAAGGAGCAGAUCAUGAAGCAAAUGGAAGCCGCCAAGACAUAGUGGUGCGCCGGAGAUGUGCGGUGAAGGAGGACUAGAGAGUGUGGGUGUAUGUGUGUGUGUGUGCGUCUCCGAGGGGUUGGCUGAUUCGAGGCCGACCUGAGCCAGAACGUGUUGUAGUAUACCAGGAGAUUGUUAUGGUCUGUGAAAAAGUUAUAGUGUUAUUUUUGGCAUGUCAGGAGUACCAUAGUGUGAUUUUUGAUAUGUCAGGAGUACCAUAGUGUUAUUUUUGGCAUGUCAGGAGUACCAUAGUGUGAUUUAUGAUAUGUCAGGAGUACCAUAGUGUUAUUUAUGAUGUCAGGAGUACCAUAGUGUUAUUUUUGGCAUGUCAGGAGUACCAUAGUGUGAUUUAUGAUAUGUCAGGAGUACCAUAGUGUUAUUUAUGAUGUCAGGAGUACCAUAGUGUUAUUUUUGGCAUAACAAGAAUAGAUUUGGGGUGAUUAGUCAAGUGUGUCCCCCCCCCAGAGAAUACUAACAGCCCCUAACUGCUCUAAACUAACUCAUCAGGGUUGUGUUUCGCUCCUAAUUGACCCCAGUUUAAGUACUCAUCCCUAAUAGGGGCCCAGCCUCUAUUAGUAUUACGGUUGUGGCCUGAUAGUUUCCAAAUCUUGUGGUGUAGGUUAGUUUUUUGGAGAGAGGGGGGAGGGGGGGGGGAGCUGUUAGGAUUCCUGGGGGCCAUUUGACGUUGUGCUCGUCUCAGAGAAAGUGUCUACGUGAGAGAUGGGACCCUAGAGGUGGUGUUUAGACCCACGUGAGGUGUAUGUGGUCUUUUGUACAUAGAUAUGAUAUAGAUUUUUGCCUUCUCUUUCCAAUGAUCAUUUCACUAAAGGUGUUUUUGUUCAUCUAUGUCCAGAUUCUGUCCAAAUGUUUGUAUGAUAGUCAUUUGUGUAUAUACGAUGAUGCCAUAUUACCCCGAAUUUGUGCUUCCUGGACGUUGUGAUUGGAUGAAUGUUUCCCCCUACUUCUAACAAGCCUUCAGACCUAACCUAACCCCUAACAAUUGAAGCUUAAGUUGUAUGUGUAACGAUCCUAUGGGUUAGGUUAGGUUAGGUUAGGUUGAAGGUGUAUUAAGAGUAGGGGGAUUUAUUUCACUUCUAAUACUUGAUAAUUUUUGAAGGGAAAAUGAAAAAUUGUUGAUUGUGUAAUUUUGAUUAUUGUAUUAC